Molecule: messenger RNA, 207 nt
Organism: Eimeria necatrix
Lineage: Eukaryota; Apicomplexa; Conoidasida; Eucoccidiorida; Eimeriidae
Exons: 2
Coding region: 1-207 (68 amino acids)
Source: RefSeq, a predicted model, not a curated record
AUGACCACCCCCGCAAUACCACCAGCGGCAGCUGCUGGCGGAGAUGCAGCAGCAGGCGCACCUGCAGCAGCAGCAGCAGCAGCUGCAGCAGCAAAGCAGCAGCAGCAGCAGCAGCAGCAGCAGCAGCAGCAGCAGCAGCAGCUCCAGCAGCAGCAGCAGCAGCAGCAGCAGUUCCAGCAGCGACUCGGACUCGAGCUCCAGCUCUGA